Molecule: messenger RNA, 615 nt
Organism: Adineta steineri
Lineage: Eukaryota; Metazoa; Rotifera; Eurotatoria; Adinetida; Adinetidae
Source: the annotation of a GenBank genome assembly
AUGGCAGAAACAAGAGAAAAACGUUGCGCUGGCCAACACUUUCUUCAUAUUAUUAGUACCAACGAUGCUAUUAGAUUAUAUGAUAUUAUCGUCGAAAAGGAUAAUCAUAUUAAAUUUAUUAUUUCUGAACACAUUAAGCCAAGAUUAUCAAAACAACAAAUUGAAAUUAUGACUGGUACCAAACCACAUGACGGUCCGUACUUUGCUGAAUGGUUAUCCUGCUUUGGUAGUGAAACAGAUAUCUUAUCACCAUAUCGUCAACCUUUAUCUAUCUCUCGCAACACCACAACCUACACUGACUUCCAACGCCAAAUUAAUAAAACAUGCAAAAAAUUUGAGACAUGUAACAUCGCUUUUAUGAAGUACCACGUGGCUCUUCGAUCAAAGGAAGAAGAUCUUCCAGUAUUGUCGACAGGACGAGGAUCAAUGCAAGCCUCACAUUUAUGUGAUUCAAUGCAUUGUAUACUCAAAGAACACAUCGUCGUGGAGUCAAAUGAAGUUAAUCAAAGUCGAAAAGAUUGUAGAGGAAUUACACUAUCAAUAAUUCCAGCAACAACAACAUCACCAUCACAUAUUGACAUAGCUACACCAUGUCGACACGGCGUAAAUUAUAAG